Molecule: messenger RNA, 1311 nt
Organism: Physella acuta
Lineage: Eukaryota; Metazoa; Mollusca; Gastropoda; Physidae
Product: dynactin subunit 5
Cellular component (GO): dynactin complex
Source: RefSeq, a predicted model, not a curated record
UGAUUUUAAAAAUAUUUAAUGGGCCUCUCAAAUACCUUUGAGACUUUACUCGCUCGGGUCCAUUUGACCCUGUAGUUGUUUUUUUCAAAGCGAUCUUAGUUUUACUUUUAGGUAAAAAGUAAGCGUAAACGGUAAACGAAGUGACUACUCGAAAAAAGAUUUUUCGGCAAAAGAUACGAAACUCAGCAGUUCUGCGCAUGCACGAUGACCUUAAUAGCCGCACUAUGGUUAGGGUUAGGAUUCUGCGGUUUGUUUGUAAACACACGCAUGCGCAGUACCAUCGAAAACAUCGCAGCGAGACGCAAAAUGGCAAGGGGGUAAAAUGUCAGUCAUACCUGCGGAAUUACAGGCAUCAGGAAAUAAAGUUAGCAGACAGUCGGUUUUGUGUGGGAGCCAGAACAUUGUCAUAAAUGGAAAGACUAUUGUAAUGACUGGAUGUGUCAUUAGAGGAGACUUGGCUAAUGUGAGAAUAGGGAGACAUUGUAUUAUCAGUAAAAAUGCUGUAAUACGACCAGCUUUUAAAAAAUUUUCAAAAGGUGUGGCAUUUUUUCCUCUUCAUAUUGGUGACCAUGUAUUAAUUGAAGAGGAUUCUAUAGUCAAUGCUGCUCAAGUAGGAUCAUUUGUACACAUAGGAAAAAACUGUGUCAUUGGUCGAAGAUCACUACUCAAAGAUUGCUGUGCAAUAGCAGAUAACACAGUUGUACCUCCUGAAACAGUUGUUCCACCUUUCACACUCUACUCCGGAUCACCAGGGAAAAUGACAGUUGAUCUACCUGACUGUACACAGGAUUUAAUGAUAGACAUUACAGUCAAUUACUACCAACACUUCAAGCCCCAUGGGAAAGCAAAAUGAAAACAUUAAUUUAUUAACAUCUAUCAAUUUCUCCUAUUUAUGUAUUUUAUGUUUAAUGCUGACCUAGAUCAUUAUUUAUCCUGGUUUAAACUAUGCUAGGUUGCUUUACAAUUUAUUAUUUCUUCCAAAAUAAAAUGUAAAAAUUCAGCUAAGAUAUUGUUCUUAUAGCUUUUUAGCCAUAUAAUUUACGAGGUUUCAUUUAUUUGUAUGGUAACUGAAUUUUUGCUCAGUUCAUCUCUAGGGUGUCCUUUUAUAAACCAGAUUCAUCAGAAGUAGGUUUGUCACAUUGUGUACAGAGACACUCAGUGGUAGAUACUGAGAGGUUGUGGUUACAAGGUUUUUACAAGGCUUAGUUUUGUUCCUAUCCUCUUCUGGUUAAUGCUAUUGUGCUGUGAAAAUAAAUUGUCUGAAAUAAAAAUUAGUGACAUAGCCACACAAAAAUGUUACUUGCAUUGCUU